UUCAAGCAACUAUCCUUAGAGUCAGUGUUUAAACGGUAGAUGUGACAUGUACCCCUCCCACUGAAACAGAAACAGAACCAAAUGAUCAUGUGGCGAGAUUUUAUUCUAAUUUUUGUGUUUUUACUUGGAAUAACAUUGACAUCACGUGCGGUUCGUCAUGGUCCAAAUCUUAUAUGGGCGAUGCACCCUGCAAGUGGAAAUGGGGUUUCUCGGAUAAUGGCUAUUGAAGGUGAUCCUGAAGAAUGGGUCUUGACAACAAACGUGACUGUUCGCCAUAUAAGUGCUCCACAUUCGGGAUGGCAAUUCCGAGGUAUUGCGUUCCAUUACGACAUGGGGAUUCUGUUCUGGACGGAGAGUAGUAACAAAAGAGUGCAGGGACUGACUCUAAAUGGGAGCGUUUCCACCACGACCCUGUUCACCAGCACGUCCAGCGAAGUAGAUGGUGUGGUGGUGGACUGGAUAUCUAAUAAUUUAUACUUCGCGGAUGCUAAGUAUAACUGGAUAACACUAGUCGCCAUCAACAGUACGGAGAACUUCUAUAAGAAAAUCGUUAAUACAGGUCUCGAUAAACCUCACGGCAUUGCUAUAUAUCCACAGAAAGGUUACUUAUUUUGGAGUGAUUGGGGAUACCAACCGAAAAUAGAAACUUCCGACCUCAUCGGAAACAACCGACGCACAUUGGUAUCUAAUGACCUUGUACACCCACGUGGUCUAGCUGUCGACCAAUCGAUGAACAAACUAUACUGGGUAGACAGUGGAAAGGACACGAUAGAACGGGUAGACUUUAACGGAAACAACAGAAAAACACUAGUUCAACUCCAGGGCACCAACUUUUUCGGAAUUGCUCUUUAUAAAAAAUAUAUCUUUGUGACGGAACAAGUGGAAGGUCAUUUACGAAUUUACGACAAAAAUACCGGCAUUAAAUACAUUGAUUAUCAGCUGGGUCAUCGUCCUUACGGCAUCGUCAUGUACCACGAGGACCUACAACAAGGCAACAGAGAUGAAUGUAAAUUACUCGGUUGUGAGCAAAUUUGUAUAAAUAAUCCUCCUUUCGGUGCCUCCUGUUACUGUGGCGACGGUUACACCCUUAAAGACGAUCAGAAAACGUGCGUAGAAAGUGACUACUUCAUUCAGCCUGCUCACAUUUACGCCAUUGGGGACGCCAUAUGUCAGUACCCUGUUAACCUGGCGGAUAUGUCGUUAGUCGACGUCACAAUGGAUAAACAAUGCUUUAUGAAGAGCGGAAAAGGGUUCACGGCGCUAACAUACGACGCCAAUGCAAAAGUACUCUACUACACUGCCAACAUCACCAACAGUAUCGGUACCGUCCAACUUAAGAAGGGGGCUUACACCGACACCGUCAUCCGGGGGCUUGGUGACGUCAGAGGUAUGGCACUUGACUGGACGACGUCUACGCUGUACUGGACUGACCGCCAGUUCAAACAUAUUAUGGUUGCUAAGACAGACGGUCGUUACCAGAAAACUAUUAUCGACACUGAUCUAGAGGAACCACUAGGCAUAGCUGUACAUCCUGAACGGGGGACGAUGUACUGGACUGACCCCGGAAGACAAGUUAUAGAAAUGUCCUACAUGAAUGGAGACUCUAGAGCAGAGUUAGAAAUCUUCAGCGGAGUCCGGCAUCCGAAUCAUCUCUGUAUAGACUUCCAUACAGAUAAACUUUAUUGGUCGGAUUCCGAGCUGUUCCAAAUUGGAAGUUAUGACCUGAAAGAUGGCAUUGUUGCAAUUGCUUACUCCCAGCAGUCUGCAAAAUUCUUUGGCAUCAGUGUCUACCAGGACUACAUCAUAUGGACAGAUACAGACAAGAUGAACGGCAUUCAUGUGGCAGACCUCAACACAGGAACAAAAAAGCGCGGAAUUCUUCACCCUCAGGUGGGCGUGUCUGCAGACCUCAUUACAUACGACCUUUCAAAUCAGCCAAACUUAACAGGGUCUUGCGCAAAUUCACCGUGUGACCAACUUUGUCUUCCAAACUCACCGACAACUUCCUUUUGCGCAUGUGGAAUUGGAUUUGAAUUAGAUGACGUCGAUAUGAAUAGAUGCACAUCCAGCUUGCUGUCUGACAACUUCUUGAUAGUGUCCGAUUCUCACCAGAGACACAUGUACCAGAUCGGGUUAGAGGAUCAGAGUGUCCACGCUAUUCCACUCCCAAAUCUGUACCGCCCAAUAGCUCUGGAUUAUGACUCGCUAUUUGAAAAGCUUUACUGGACCGACAAUAUGGCCAAACUAAUUAAGGGUGCUCACAUAAAUUCACAGACGGAGUUCACACUUCAGAUUCUUACGAAUGUGUCUGUUAUUGACGGGAUUGCUGUGGAUUAUAUCAACCGUCUUCUGUUCUACACCAACACUGGUCUCAACACCAUUACUGUUAUCUCCCUUGCACGGACCAGACUCAGCCGGACUGUUGUAUAUGAAGACCUCGACCAGCCUAGAGAUAUUGCCGUUCACCCACUUGAUGGUCGGAUUUUCUGGACCGACUGGGGACGUCAACCAAAAAUCGAAACUGCCAAUAUGGACGGAUCAGAGAGAGCGGUUCUAGUCAACCUCACAGAAAAGUCUUGGCCAAACGGAAUAGCUGUCGACUACACAGAAAGGAAAAUCUAUUGGGUGGACGCUAAAUACGACAAAAUUGAGGUUAUCGACAUCAAUGGCCAAAACCGGAAGACAGUUAUUGAAGAACCCAACAGUCACUACUUCGGGAUAACUGUUCUUGGAAACUUCCUUUACGUCACAGACUGGAAACGAAAUGCCGUUUCCCGACUGUUAAAGACUGGAGGAAAUAUGGAGCAGAUCGGACCGUCUAGUUUUUCUAGGCUUAAUGGUAUAGCUGCCUACAGUAGUGACUCCGUGCUGAAAGGAAGGAACGCAUGCUUCGACCACACAUGUGACCAUCUUUGCCUUCCGAAACAGAACCUUAAAUAUACAUGCGCAUGCGCAGACGACUACGUGUUAUUGGGUGACCGGUGUAUUUCAUCAGAAAUUCCAAGUAACAAGACGACUGAGCCGGCGACUGUGACAGUAUCAGUUCCAGAUGUGAGUAAACCAUCCGUGGGUACGGUGAAAGGGCGUUCAGACUCUGCCAAAGGCUUGCAUGUCGGAGCUAUUGCAGCCAUCGCCAGUGUUGGCGUGUUGGUCGCCAUAGUUGCAACAAUAGCCAGUAUUUUCCUAUACCGCAAAUAUAAAGAUCAGUUUAUUCACCAUAAUCGUUUAGUUGAGGACAACCAAGUGGAUUCGUUCUAUAGGAUCACAUUUCCGGAUAAUAAGGAUGAGCCAAUGGUAGACUCUGGUAUAGUAAAUCCAGGCUACAAACAGACAGAUAGAUAAAGAGUAAGAAUCAAAGUAUAAAAGUCUAAUGGACCAGAAUCCCAUCAUUAACUUUUAUAGUGUUUGGAAAACGGCUGAAAUUUGAUGGAAUUAGCUACAGAGUGAGCGCUAGUGUUUUGAAAAUAUUAUGUUGCCAGGGAAUAGUUCUGCACAGAUCUUGUCAACUUGAAGUCCAUGAGGAUAACUAAUGCAUUACCUGUCAAUUUAUUCGACGGUGAACAUUUAUGACCUUUCUUUCAUGUUCUAUGACCUACAUCGAGAGUACCAAUAUCGAGGCAAUAGCAUUAAUUUCUUCUCUGUUUUCAUAGUCAAUGGCUAAUUUGAGGCGCCUCGAUUAGUCCUUGUUAUCUGAACUUUUGUAAAGUUAAAUGUAAAUAUUAUAUAUGUAUAUAUGAGAAGUUGUAAAUGUUGGACAAAACUUGUAUAUCGUAUGAAAAAUAUUCUGUAUGUAAAUAUUUUGUGAGUUUUAGAAAAAAAUAUGUGCACGUGAUACAGCAUAUAUCUAGUCAUGAUUCCCUACUUACCAUACCAUGGUGUUACUUUCCUAUGACUAACAUUAGUGUACGCUAAUGUAUUUCAUUUUUCAUCACCAUUUACUGUUUCCUUUCUUCCUUUUGAGUUUAACAUUUUGAAUUGUAACUAAGUAACUCCCAUCGAAAUGUUUUCUUUUGUAACCAAGCAAGGACUCGACAGCAAAAGGGAGAAGAUGAACUAUGGAAUUCAUAAUGGUCAUAACUUAUGCAUCAGUCUCUAACUAAUGACUGUUGUUAAAGUCAUGUUAUAUAACUCAAUGUUUCAUUAAAAUAGAAAAGCGAACCUUGGCGUGCACUUUCUUCUCUGUAUUACUAUUAUCAAAAUGUUUAUAACGUAAAUUUACAGCCAUGUUUGACAUUGUCAAGUCAUUUAUCUGUUUUUAUUAGGGGAAAGUUCGAAUCCAAAUUUUACUGAUGAAAGGUGUGGUAUCUACGAAUAAUUAGUUAAUACACAAAUGUAGACGCAAAUUUGAUUUAUAGAUUAGAUACUUUACAUAAAUUUGAGGAAACACUAGUCACUAUUUGUUACGAUAGUAAGACUUUCCGAGAAUCAGAUAAGAAAAGAAUAUUUUGAAAUGUUAAAAUAUUUUGAUAAGGAUUUGAACCAGUAGAGCAAUAUGGUUAAUACAUAGUGUUAUGUGUAGGAGUAGCAGGAACUCGGGUACCAUUACGAGUGUUACUGAAAUACAUGAAAAAAAAACAUGUAAAAA
This is a messenger RNA of Ylistrum balloti, 4585 nucleotides long. RefSeq names its product low-density lipoprotein receptor-related protein 6-like. The transcript has 20 exons. The record is from RefSeq and is a predicted model, not a curated record. NCBI's taxonomy places the organism in Eukaryota, Metazoa, Mollusca, Bivalvia, Pectinida, Pectinidae. Gene Ontology annotation, molecular function: calcium ion binding. The coding region runs from base 82 to 3342 and encodes 1086 amino acids.